CAUGAGAGUGUGCUGGGGGCCACGCUCUCACUCUCAGUGACUGUGGUGGAUCGCGCGGCACGGCAUGCGUCUUCGGGAGCGUCCAGCGGGACACGGGUGCUUCUAAAUAACUUUGCGUCCGGGGAGUUUUUUUUUUUUUCAAGGGGAGGGGGCAGCCAGGAUGGGAACCGUGACCAGGGCAGCCCAGCACAAACAGACGCUCCUGUGGUUCAUUGUGGUGACUCAGUGUGUGAGCGCACUGGGCUGCGGACCCCAUUACGAGUACGCCAUUGAAGAGUUCUGCUUGGCCAAAUUCAGACUGGACAUGCAAGAACUGGACCAGGGACACUGGUGCAGCUGGGAGGACACCGUCGAGCUCUACGGCGAGCUGACCAACUGCACCUUUCUGGUGGCGCUGAAGAUGGACUGCUUCUGGCCCAACCUGCUGGUGGACGACUUCUUCAUCCAGGUGCACAAGACCUACUUCCACAAUUGCUCGCUGUCGGGCCGGCUGCUCAGGGACCCCCCUAACCGCAUCCUGGGGCCCUUCAUCGCCAUGCCCAUUCUGGUCACCCUGCUCAUGACUGCCCUAGUGGUGUGGAGGAGCAAGCGCAGCGAGGGCAUCGUGUAGGGGAGCGCUUUUCUCCAGGGAGGAACCUCGGACAUUAAAAACUCUUCUGGGAUGAAUCUCGCAGCUAUUUAUAUGACCUCCAAACUCCUUGUACAGCAGACCGGUACCGGUUUGAAGCAGCAACUGGACUUUCCCAGACUUUAUUUGGGAAGCCAAGGCAUAUUUUACAUGAGAAGAAUCUCCCGCCACCAAACAGUGCACGAAAUUGUCAUCUCAUCCUAAAUGACUUGCAAAAAUGCUAAGCCUGUUCAUCGUUUCCGACGAGAAGAGUUUUCUAACUCGCAAACUUGCUCCCAGAUAAGCUAACAGCUUUUAUUUCUUCUUCUACUGCAGCAGUCUGGAUGCCGUGUCCAUAGUGCCUCUCACAUGUCAGUCUUGGUACUGCAAAAUAUCUGAAGUUUGGCGGCGGAGAUUCCUUGGAGAUAUGCUCGCUCGUAUGUUGUCUGCUGUAGUGAGUUUUAAAAGGACCCCAUCUCCAGAUAUUUCUGUCGAUGAAUCGCAAAACAUUUUCCCGUUCUGUUGGUUUGUACUACUUGGAGAGUGGUCGUCCUCCUCCUCCUUACUUGUCCAAGUGAAUUUGUGAAAUGUCUGAAGAAUUCAAAGAAGAAAGCUCCAAAGGAAGAUCAAGUUCUGCUAAGCGCUGCCGAUGCCUCAAGCGAAGCUUUUGGAUGGCAGACCUGAGCUCGGGAUUGAUUUCUGAUCUGAGUGUUCCUCAUUGAUAUUUUUGAAUGCUUUCUUUCCUCUUAAGGGAGCCUGAGCUCUAACCUGCUUCUCUGAAGAAAAAAAAAACCACACACGCUCCCACUUUGUAUUUUGUGCCAAAGCCUCUCGGAGAAGCGAGGGCGGCAUUUGCGAUGGAAAAAAAAAAAAAUGUUUGUCCUCAAAUGAUUCCACUGUACCAAAAGACCAGAAAGAAAGCCUUUAAUAAAGUGACUUGAUGUGCGUCA
This is a messenger RNA of Syngnathus typhle (broad-nosed pipefish), 1557 nucleotides long. RefSeq names its product receptor activity-modifying protein 1-like. The record is from RefSeq and is a predicted model, not a curated record. Gene Ontology annotation, biological process: intracellular protein transport; regulation of G protein-coupled receptor signaling pathway; receptor internalization. Gene Ontology annotation, molecular function: coreceptor activity. The transcript has 3 exons. Bases 161 to 610 code for a protein of 149 amino acids. Lineage: Eukaryota; Metazoa; Chordata; Actinopteri; Syngnathiformes; Syngnathidae. Gene Ontology annotation, cellular component: signaling receptor complex; membrane; cell surface.